Messenger RNA from Carassius auratus (goldfish), 1072 nucleotides. RefSeq names its product olfactory receptor class A-like protein 4. Gene Ontology annotation, cellular component: membrane. The coding region runs from base 56 to 1021 and encodes 321 amino acids. Gene Ontology annotation, biological process: sensory perception of taste; G protein-coupled receptor signaling pathway. The transcript is spliced from 4 exons. Gene Ontology annotation, molecular function: G protein-coupled receptor activity; bitter taste receptor activity. The record is from RefSeq and is a predicted model, not a curated record. Lineage: Eukaryota; Metazoa; Chordata; Actinopteri; Cypriniformes; Cyprinidae.
AGCGCUUCUAACUCUGGAUUGUCCAGUGAUCAGCUGACUCACGGCCGCUCAGCGCAUGGCGUCGUCUCCGCUCUACAUCGCCGUGUACCUCUUUCUGGUUCUGCUGGGGAACGUGGGGAACACCACAGUCAUCGCAGUGGUCGGGGAAAGCCUUCUGAGGGAGACGGGAGCCGUCCGAAGCUCUGACCUGAUUCUGGUCAACAUGGCUUUCUCCAACCUGAUGGUGUCGUUGGCGAGAAACUCUCUCCUGGUGAUCUCUGACAUGGGAAUGGAGGUUUUUCUCAAUAGAAACUGGUGUCGCUUCAUGAUGGGCGUUUGGGUUUGGCUGCGCUCUGCAAAUGUUUGGUCGACGUUCUUUCUAAGCGCCUUUCAUUUUCAAACAUUGCGUCGGGUCGCCCCGCCCAUCACCAACGUGCACGGCCACCCCGGACCCCCCAAACCCCUCAUAUUUGGGCUGUGCCUCAUCUGGAGUCUCAAUCUGAUCUACUCCAUCCCAGCGUUUGUGUUCUCCAGGAACGGAGACAAGAACUCCACCGAGACGCUGAUGUUGGUGAGCAGCACCACUCGCCCCCUGCUUGGCUGUAUUUGGGACUUCCCAUCAGUCUACAGCGGCCUGGCCUUCGCCACUUCCUCCAUGCUGAUCCACGAAUGCCUUCCCAUCUGCCUGAUGAGUGUCACCAAUCUGGGCUCGCUGCUGACGCUGUACGCUCACGGACAAACACGACGAGCCGCCAACAAGAGUCCGGACGCGCCGGUCAUCACCCGGAUCCCUGCGGAGCGACGGGCGGCUAAGGUGAUUCUGGCUCUGAAUAUUCUCUUUAUUUUGUCGUGGGGCGGCAGUGUCAUCUCUGUCAACUACUUCAACUAUAACCGCAGAUCUUCCCGCUCUUCCACGGAGUUCCUGCUCAUCGUGGCUCGCAUCACUAACAUCACCUUCAUUGCGCUGUCGCCCGUCGUCCUCGCCGUGGGACACAGGAAGCUCAGAGCGUUUCUGAAGUCAGUUCUGUCGCGUGUAAUCUGACAGAAAACCUCUCGCUCCAUUUGGACAGACAAACUACAGAUAUCAUGUCAU